Molecule: messenger RNA, 1611 nt
Organism: Acanthamoeba castellanii str. Neff
Lineage: Eukaryota; Discosea; Longamoebia; Acanthamoebidae
Product: transcriptional regulator, Sir2 family protein
Exons: 3
Coding region: 1-1611 (536 amino acids)
Biological process (GO): regulation of DNA-templated transcription
Molecular function (GO): NAD+ binding
Source: RefSeq, a predicted model, not a curated record
AUGGCCAGCACAGUCGACUCCACCCGCGUGCGGGAAUUCAAUGAAGAGAAUGACCCCUUCUUCCAGAAGAAGCUCGACCGCCUCGCCAAGAUGGUGAAGCAAAGCAAGUACACAGUGUUCUUUACGGGCGCGGGAGUGUCCACGUCGGCCGGCGUGGGCGACUACCGCGGCCCGUCGGGCGCCUGGACCAAGCGCAAGAUCAAGGAGCUGGAGCUGCUGGGCGCCGGAAGGACGGCCGAGGACGAGUCGGAGCUGACCAAGCUCAAGGCCGAGGCCGCGCGCGAGGAGAAGAAGGCCCGAGUCAAGAUCGACAUGUGCGACGCCCAGCCCACGCCCACCCACAUGGCCAUGGCCACCCUCAUCCGACUGGGUCUCGCCCACUACGUCGUCACCACCAACCUCGACGGCAUCUACAGGAAGGCGGGACUGAAGGAUCACGAGCAGCUGUGUUGCCUGCACGGUGACAUCUACGUCGAGCGGUGUUCGGGGUGCGGCUACGACUUUGAGCGCAACUACCACGUCCGCCAGGGCCACACGCACGUGCAUGACCACAAAGUGGGCACCUGCUCGCGGUGCGGCAGCGCGCCGCCGGCCCACUACAAGGGCACGCCGGGCGACCUCAAGAUGAAGAAGGGCCGCUGGGGCGGGCGCAUGGUGGGCACCCGCGACACCAACUGCGGCACCAAGGACACCCACAUCAACUUUGGCGAGCUGCUGGACGAGGUGGACUGGAACGAGGCCGACACCCACUGCCGCCGGGCCGAUCUGUGCAUCAUCGCCGGCACGUCGAUGUCGCUCCGCCACAUCACCCACUUCCCGUUCCUGGCCCGGCAGGUGGUACUGAUCAACCUCCAGCCGACGCCCGACGACGACGAGGCCACGCUGCGCAUCUGGGCCAAGUGCGACCCGGUGUUCGAGGGCCUGAUGGCCCGGCUCGACGUGCCCAUCGACCCGGUGCCCGUGUGGCGCCCGCGCGACGCCGUGCCGCUCAACCGCAUUCCCAACUUUGUGCACCCGUACUACAAGAAGAAGGCCGAGGCCAUAGAGGAGAUGGCCCGCCUGCGCGAGGCCGAGGCCGACGACCGCCGGCGCGAGGCGGCAGCCGAACGACUCACGCGGCAGGUCGACCGGAUGGAGGUGGUCGACGUCAGCAGCAGCAGCGAAGAAGACGAUGAAGCGGAAGCCGGCGAGAAGAAGAACAAGAAGAAGAGCAAGAAAACGAAGACGAAGAAGGAAAAGAACGAAGACGAUGAGGUGGUGGAGGUGCCGAAGGUGAUCGAGGUAGGCAACGAGCAUGCGGCGGUGCCGACCGACCGAGGCAACAACACGCACCAGUGGACGAUGUUCGUGAAGCUGCCGGACGGGCGCGACGAUGCCCGCGAUCUGGCCGAGCUGGUGGACCACGUCACCUACGACCUCCAUCCGACCUUCUCGCCGGCCCAAGUGCGCGUCACGGAGGCGCCCUUCCGGGUCACUCGCCUGGGCUGGGGCACCUUCAGCGUGGGCGUCACCGUCCAGUGGAAGAAGCACGUCGGCCACGCGCCCCUGCGGUGCAAGCACACCCUUAGCUUCGGCACGGCCAAGGCCUCCGAACUGAUCGACGUCGCCUAA